AUGCCGGUGUUUGUAGCUAACAGCGAAACUAGGAGCAAGAGAGCAGUUGCUGUUCGUUUUUCCAAUGGUUUACUGAACGCUGAAGACCAGGAUCGUGUGGCUUUCAAGUGCUAUACCCACAAGGAAACCAGGUCGAACCCUGCUCUGGCAACAAAUCAUAUAGUUACUGCCGAGGUGGAUGGUAUGCUUUAUGUUGGUAAAAAUUUUGGGCCAGCAAACAGAUUCUCAACAGAGAAUUGUGAUUAUUACUUUGGUGUUCACAACAGAAAGACAGGUAAAAUCCAGGUGAUCUCUGCUGCUCUUUGUCAGCUGGAGCCAAUGAUAAAUGAUAAGCAGAUUGUUGAUGAAGUAGAUAACAAGUCUUUCAGGGAAAAGCGAGAUGCCCUGGCAAAGGAUUUUGGUUCUGGGCGUAACCAGAGAGCAGUCAACAAACGACUGAACAAUGUACUAGAUGAUGAUAUGAUUUCUGCAACUGCAGUAUCUGUGGUGGACAGUCAGCAUACCAAGGAUCAAGUGACUGAACUUAGUGAAACAGUGAAGUCAGAAACAUCGGCAGUGCCACCACACAAUAAGGAUGCCACCACACCUGAUGAAGUAUAUAAGCUCAAAGAUUUGAUCAGCUCAGAAGUAUUAAGCUCUAUGAGCUUCAAAGCUCAAGUGUUUGCUGGAUGUACACGAGAAAACAUCGUUGAGUGGAGAGAAAAAAAAGAAUAUUUCAGUUUUAUUUUGGACAAACUGGAAACUUUAUCUCUACGAGAAGAUGCCCGAAUGUUGCAGAGCCAGUAUCUCAUGUACCUGCAAUACCUGAUGAAAGUUUAUCUUAUGAAGUCCAAGGAUUUGGCUAGAAAAUUCCCUCUUCCUUCAGACUGGCCAGCUGCAGUCUCAAAACAUAUUUUGGAGACUUUUACUAGAGAAAUUAGUGAACCAGGCAAGAGAUUUCAAAGAUGUACCCCAAACCGGUUAAAAGAUCUCCUGCUAUCACACAUUCUCGUGCUAAGCUUGAAGCUGAGUCAGUUUUGUCUGAUACUGGAUCCAUUGAUGAUUGAUUUGAAUCUUUCCCACAAAAGGAUCACCACCCAUGCCAUAACCCUGGGCUGUACCAUCAAGAAGACUAAAGGCAACAUGGACAAGGAUGUCUACACUGCUGUGUUGACUGUACCUUUGAAAUUUCCAGAAGUCAAAGGGAAGCGGGCGAAGAAUAGAAUUUUUUGA
Messenger RNA from Candidula unifasciata, 1212 nucleotides. The record is from the annotation of a GenBank genome assembly. NCBI's taxonomy places the organism in Eukaryota, Metazoa, Mollusca, Gastropoda, Stylommatophora, Geomitridae.